UCAAUCGAAUGUUGUUGUUUGCGUUCACUACCGAAAUCUGGAAAUAGCCAGCAAAAUAAUACAAAACCAUAAUGGUAAUUGGUUAAAAGUGUUUUUUAAUUAUUUUGUUUUACCGUUUUUGUUUAAUUUAAAUUUAAAUUUUUAUUCCUGUUGGUGUAUUUUUAAAAAAAUAUGUACACAAAUUUGUGUUACACUUGCUGAUGUUGUGAAUAGAAUAGGCCAAUCAAAAGUGUUUUUUCGAUGGCGGAGAAAGAAUAAGUGGCAAAAGCUUAAUUUUGAAAAUAAAGGGGAAUAUUCUUACCAAAUUUUGUUGUUUUUUACUACCUAUAGGUAUAGAUGUACAUAUAUUAAAAUAAAAUAAAAAUAAAACAGAACAAGAACAAAAACAAGACAGAAAAACCGGGAGGGAACGGAAGACGAGUUUGUUUAUUUAUUUCGUUGUUGGUGUUUUUCGAUUUAUCUUUCGUUCACUUGUUUGAUCGUUUGCUGCUUACGUGGAAUACUUUUUGUUUUUAACUUUCGAUUAUUAUAUACCUACAUUUAUAUAUCGUGAGAAAAAGGGACGAAAUUGAAAAACAAGAAGAAGGACGAAAAAGAUAGGUAAGCGUGCUUACUGAUCUUCAUCGGAUUUUGUUUGUUUGUUUGAAAAAUAAACAGUCUUCACAUAUUUUUGAAAAUCAAAGUUAUCUUGUUGAAGGGCGGCGAGGCAAAGUUAUAAUAAAUCCUCUAACCUUCACCAAUGAAUAAUUAAUAUGACUGAGAGUCAAUUAUUUUCGAUGUCGGCUGAUUUCUUUGAUACCUCAUCGAACAGCAGCAACACGCUGAAGUUCGAUUUGUAUUCACUGGGUAGUGGCUUCAGUUCAAGCAGUAAUAGUCUUCUCUAUAGUGGAGGUGGUGGUGGCAGCAAUAGUCAUCUAACCUUUAGCCAACCGACAAUAUCAAUUGCUCAGAGCAAUAGUAAUAAUUCCUAUAACAACGGUACAAACAAUUCAUCGAGUGCAACAGCAACUAUCACCAGCAGUAACAGCACGUCUCUAGAUAGUGUUCGUGAAAAUUUAAUGCUAACUAACGCCAUAUCCAUACCGCGAAGCAGCAGCAGUAUACACCACAAUCAAUUGAACCACCAUCCUCUGCACCAUCAUCAUAUGCAUCAACCUAGAAUAAUGACCGACCUAUCGGACAUAUGUUUGGAUUCACUAGAAGCAACGUCUCUGUCACCAACUCUCCUACAGGACGUUAGCUUGAGUGCGUCGGCUAUUAAUUCGCAUAAUACAAACUCAAAUGGAAAUAUGUUGUUCCCCAAUGAGCUAUCACCGCUAAGUAAUAGUAGCAAUGGAGGCGCUGCUGGCAGCGCCAAUAGCAAUUCUGGAAAUGGAACUAAUUCGCUUGGCUUUGAUCCCCACCAGCCAACACCAAACUCGAAUACAAUGUGGAGUGAUAUAGGCAAUGCCAUUGUUGCAACCAAAAACGAACCAUUUCAAACCGAAGACGACUACAUAUUUCCUAUUGAUAAAGCAGAGAUGCAAAAUGCUAGUUUUCCAAAUUUCUACGACGAAAACAUAUUGGAAGACCUUAAUAUUGAGGAUUUAAUACCAACGAAUGAAGGAAGCUAUAUACUCUCGCCAAAUGUCACAGGUUUCCAUCAGUUACAAACCUCAACUCAGUUGCACAGUCCGCAACCAUCGCCAGCAGGACCACCACAACAGUUGUUGGAGCAACAACACCAACAACAUCAACAACAACAACAACAGCAGCAACAAAAUCAACAGCAACAACAAGUUCAUCAUAAUCAACGGAUACAACAACAUCAAAACUCUAUGGGGGUUCAUCUCCACCACAAUAGCUUUGACGAACGUCGUCACAGCUCUGCAAGGCACCAUGGUUCCUCUAGUCCAUACGAAAUCUAUCAUAGCACUCCAAAUAAACAAAUCAAUUCAAAUACAGCAUUCUCGCCAGGAAGUCAGGCGAGUCCAAACUCACCACUCCUAUUAAACUCAGUCACACCCCCACCACCACAUGCCAAUCGUUCUCAAUAUCAACAAAACAUGGUUAAGUCUCGUAAUGUUCAACUGCUCAAAAAGGAAUUCUCCAUGUCGCCAGAUCGCAAUAACAGCAGUAGUCUUCUGGGUCAAUCAGUUCCUGCGCCCUCACCAUCACACAUUCUCUUAUCGGGUACAGCAUUAAGUCCCGGCAGCAGUGGUUUUGGUUCUGGUCGAAGAACUUUAACAAGUGAUACCUCAUCACGUUUGUCAUCUUCGGCUCCGACACACGUGUCGCAUUUAGCCAUGGAGCAAAUUUGGGGUAGACGUGAGCCGCGGCAGCAUUUAUUAUCAACUGGUUCGCUGGUCGAAGCAGAUUCAUAUUCUUCUCUUAGUACAGGAAGUGUUUUAAGUCCAGAGGGUAAUGAUUUCUCUCAGGAUGACGAAGGAUAUACUGAUGAUGAUAGCGAUGAUCAUUAUGAAGAUUGUUCAAGCGAUGGCUCCGAUAACGAAGAUGACCGUACCUCAACACCGAAUCAAUUAUCUAGUAGCAAAGGUAAAGAACGUUAUUUUUGGCAGUAUAAUGUUCAAGCUAAAGGUCCAAAAGGCAAACGUUUGGUAUUUCAAUCAAAACUUGAAGAUCCUCAUGUGUUGAAUGAGGUAACAGAUCCGGUAUUCAGCCCCAACUGUUCAGUUCGGGGCAUCAAGCAUAGCGGCAAAGCUCGGAAAGGUGAUGGCAACGAUUUGACACCAAAUCCAAGAAAGUUGCACAGUAUCGGAAGAGAAUUGGAUAAACUGAGUAGAACUAUUAAUGAUAUGACACCUGUCAGUGAAUUACCAUUCAAUGUGAGACCUAAAUCGAGAAAAGAGAAAAAUAAGCUAGCGUCCAGGGCAUGUCGUCUUAAGAAAAAAGCCCAACAUGAAGCUAACAAAAUUAAACUACAUGGACUUGAAAUUGAGCAUAAGAGGCUUUUAAGUGGUAUUAAUGAUAUCAAACAAGCACUUUGCAUAAAAUAUCAAAAUCAAGGUGAACCAACUGAUGAAUUAGAUGAACAAAUUGAACAAAUCUAUAAAGCUGCCAUAAAUUGCAAUGUCCUUCCAGCUGGUCUAAGGAUUGCAGGUGGCACAACAGACUUUGUCAACAACGUAUUGGACAAUGUUAAGAAAGGUAUUUCUAAUGGUGGUCUAGAGGAUUUACGCAACUCCUAGAAAUGAUUGAAAUCGAUCGGAGAAAAUGCUGAAAACAGUAGUAAUGAAGACAGAGUUCUGAUAAAGAUUAUUGAAGUCAAAAAACAGAGAGGCAAGCGGAAUAUAAAAUUACAAACAACAAAAUAACAUCUAAAAGCUGUUUAAACAAAACAAAUACUUGCAUAUUAUGUAAUUCAAUAAGUGUUUCAGUUUCCUCAGUGCUGUGUAAAUCGAGAUUUUUUUUUUUAAAUAAAUAACAAUGGUGAAUUUUAUUAAAGAUACAUAUAUUUUAUAUAAAAACUUACAUUACAUGCAAAACUACAUUAUUAUGUAUAUAUAUACGAGUGUAUAAUAUAUUUAUGAAGAUUUUCUUAUUUUUUGGCUUUAAUAGUUUUUAGAUUUUAUUUUUUUGAAAUAAUUUAUGAGUUGGGAAAGUAAGAAAAACUAUAAAUAAGAAAUAUAAAUAUUAUAAAACUAUUUUAUCAAAGAAUAUAAUAAACACAAGUUCGUAUUUAAAAAUAUAAAUUUAAACAAAUAAUAAAAAUCACGCAAACAUUUUACAAACAUUUUUAAUAAGCUACCAGUUUUACCUGCUAAUUUUUAAGGUAUUAAUUCAUUAAGGCUUUUAUGUUUAUUUAUUAGUUUUGUAGUCUGUUUUUUUGUUAAGGCUAUAAUAAUGUUAAAGUGGAUUUUAUCUUAUAAUUUUAUUUGUUUUCUAUUUUAAUAUCAAUAUAAUAUAUAAUUGAAAUAUUACUUUAAAAUUUGUUUUAUGUUUUUUUUUUAAUUUUUUGUAAGCAAUAUUGUGUUUUAUUGUGUUGGCGAGUUUUUAAACAACUCUUGUGUUAUUUUUUCAAUUUUUCAACAUUUCGUAGAAAAAAUAAUGCUAUGUUUAAAAAACAAAAAAAUGUAAAAUGUAUUCUCACUGAUGAACUUGUUUUUAUCCUACUUGGCUUUUCAAGGCUUUUUGUUUUUCUACAAGUUAUCAUAAUCAUUCACAUUAAAAAUAAAAUUUCAAAAAAUCGUGUAUAUCUUGAACAAAGAAAAAACAAAAUAUUAACUUGA
Molecule: messenger RNA, 4229 nt
Organism: Eupeodes corollae
Lineage: Eukaryota; Metazoa; Arthropoda; Insecta; Diptera; Syrphidae
Gene: REPTOR
Product: protein CREBRF homolog
Exons: 7
Coding region: 753-3188 (811 amino acids)
Biological process (GO): response to unfolded protein; regulation of transcription by RNA polymerase II
Cellular component (GO): nucleus
Molecular function (GO): RNA polymerase II transcription regulatory region sequence-specific DNA binding; DNA-binding transcription factor activity, RNA polymerase II-specific
Source: RefSeq, a predicted model, not a curated record